This is a messenger RNA of Meriones unguiculatus (Mongolian gerbil), 2975 nucleotides long. It is a transcript of the gene Ptpn20, whose product is annotated as protein tyrosine phosphatase non-receptor type 20. The transcript has 11 exons. Gene Ontology annotation, cellular component: cytoplasmic side of plasma membrane; cytoplasm. Gene Ontology annotation, molecular function: protein tyrosine phosphatase activity. Gene Ontology annotation, biological process: protein dephosphorylation. Bases 178 to 1380 code for a protein of 400 amino acids. The record is from RefSeq and is a predicted model, not a curated record. Lineage: Eukaryota; Metazoa; Chordata; Mammalia; Rodentia; Muridae.
GCUGCCUGACUCCAGGAAUUAAGGCUCAGUAUCUGCAGAAGCCUUUUGCCCAUCUUAUUCUGGCUAUGGGGACAACAUGUCUUCACCUAGGCAGGCUAGAAAAGAGUCUGCUUUGUCUUGAGCUGUUAAGUUGCUAUUUUGAGAACUCUCCAAUUUCUUUCUGAAGGCACUUCAUCUAUGAACUUCCCUGUUAGCACUGCUUUCUUUGUGUCCGGAAGAGUUAAUGAUUCAAAAGAGGAUAAUUCAGAUGACCUGAAUUUCCAGAACACUUCGCCUUCAUCAAGUCAGAAAAAUACACCUACAACAGAGGUUUUUGAAAAUAAUUCAGAGAAGGUAAAAUCCUCCAAUCUAACAUUCUUAAGAAAGAAUCAUGACUUACUUUUUCAGGUACCUCGAGAAAGAAACAGGUGGAGCCGUGUGGACGCAGAGUCUGCCGGGCCAUCACAGGCUGUCUCCCUGCCGCCUCCUGACAUUGAAGCAACUGAAAAGGAGCUAGCUCAGUUGUCUCGGAUUCAACCAUUAAUAUUCAAUAAUUCUUCAGUGUCUGUCAUAAGGGAUUCUUUGGAAAUGCUGCAUAAAAAAGACGAAUAUAUCAUCAAUGAGUUUUUGGCGUUAGAAAAAAUGACUCUGUCUGAUGAUUUCAUCUAUGGGACCGCAGAAAGCAACAGAGAAAAAAACAGAUACCGAGAUAUUCUUCCGUAUGAUUCAACACGUGUUCCUCUUGGAAAAAACAAGGACUACAUCAAUGCUAGUUAUAUUAAAAUAGUAAAUGGUGAAGAAGAGUAUUUUUAUAUUGCUACUCAAGGACCACUGCCAGAUACUAUACAAGACUUUUGGCAAAUGGUUAUGGAAAAUAAUUGUAAUGUUAUUGCUAUGAUAACCAGAGAGAUAGAAUUUGGAGUUUACAAGUGUUACACUUACUGGCCCAUUUCUGUGACGGAGCCUUUGGAAUUUAAACACUUCCGUGUCUUUCUGAAGAACUCUCAGAUAACUCAAUAUUUCAUCAUUCGAAUAUUUCAAAUUGUGAAGAAGUCUACAGGAAUGAGUCAGAGUGUAAAACAGUUGCAGUUCACCAAUUGGUCAGACCAUGGCACUCCUGCCUCAGCAGAUUUUUUCAUAAAAUAUGUCCGUUAUGUGAGGAAGAGCCACAUUACAGGACCCCUGCUUGUUCACUGCAGUGCUGGUGUAGGCCGAACCGGGGUGUUCAUAUGUGUGGAUGUUGCAUUUUGUGCCAUCGAGAAGAACUACUCAUUCAACAUUAUGGACAUAGUGACCCAGAUGAGAAAACAGCGUGCUGGCAUGAUUCAAACAAGAGAGCAGUAUCAAUUUUGUUAUGAAAUUCUACUUAGAGUUCUUCAGAAUCUUCUGGCUUUGAAAUAAGAAAGACUUCUGUGCCUCUCACUUGAGACUGCCAAGCAGCUUGGAGUUUGGGCUGUGUUGAAGGGUCUGCUGGCCAUGCGGUUUGCCUUCUGAUUUUCCCUAAAGUCUCCCUGAGAGCAGCAUCAAUGGGUACAGAGUGAACUGUUUUCAUUUGCUCUUUGUAAAAACUAUCAAAAUACCCUCCCAUACUUUGAAGUGAAACAAAAGUUACACAAAACAACCUCAGUUUAGCUGUUUGGUUUAUAGGAUUACAGAGUUCAAUAAAAGUAUUAAAUACGUUUGUUAAGAUUUUAUUUGGAAAGGUGGCCAAAGGCCUCAGAAGAUUUCCAAGACUUUUCAAGCCCUAUUCUGGGAUAACAUUGGGGCAGUAAACUGUAAGUUCAUAUGCUGACCUCACAUAGUCAUUUUGCAGACAUCUUUAAAGACAUCUGUGUUCUUUAAAGAAGCGAGAAUCUAUACUCCCAGCUGGUAGUGGAAUAACUCAAAAGGACUCUAAUUAGGAUGGGUUGACUUUUGAUAUAAAAUGGUUUUCAUGUCCUAUACUUCCAUAGUCCUGAAGUGCCCUAGGGAUUUCUAAAGAAGAGCUACUACCUUCCUGGAGCAGUCAGGCCCUUUUCCUCCUGCCCUGAGAAGCACCGUGUGGGUGAACAGUGUCCCUCCUGACCAUCACAUGAACAUAACUGGUGAACCAUCCCAAACUAAACCUCUCAUCCAUCUGUGAAUUCAAAUGUUUGCCAGGCCCAACUACAUGUCUUUCCUAUCCUACCCCAAUAGUUAACAUACCAUUCCAUCUGCUUUAUCAGAAGCAAAUGAUAGACAAAGCAUGGCACUUGCCUCUUAAAUAUUUAGCUAACCAAUAGACUUUGAUGUAAUGAUAUUGUUAUGUAAGUUUGUGUCAUUCUUGGUACCCUUUAUAACAUUUUUUUUUGAAACUAAGAUCUAAGAAAGAAUUUUUUUUCUCUAGAGGACCAUUAAGUCAUUUCUUUUUCCCCUAUAGAAAGAUUUAGAUGCUGGACAUUGGAACUGGAUUUUGGAAAACCAAAUUCAGAGUUGUGAAAGUGAAAACUUUCAUAUGCUUGUUAAAAAAUUCUGGCCUUUAUUACAUUCAUCAUAUCAGGAUUGUGCCUCAGACAAUUAUAGUGAUUCUUUUGUUAAGGGUUUUUCAGUGAUCAGUCAUUCCUAAUUAUAAGCCACAAAGCAACUGAUAAAUGUAUUUGUACAGUGAAUUCAGUAGCGAUCAGAGCUGUGAAUCAUAUUGAAAAUUUCUAAAAUUAUAAAUCCUAAACUUUUAAAAGGCUUAUUUCUUUGGUUAAAUGAAUAUUUGAAUUGGUUGAAUUAGAAAUGAUAAUUCUCACUUUUAAAAUAAUUAUAUACCAUAUAUUUUGACAUUUAACUCAAAUUGAUGAUUAUAGCUAUUUAUACUGUUUAUAUGCAUAACUGUCUGUGCUGAACAAUAAUAUCAUUUUGAUUAUUGGUCUGUAUCAUUUGUAUCUAUAAUUGUAUUUUCUUCUGUUACCAUAAAUGAAUAAGUAUAAUAUAGGGCAAUGUUCCCAAGGUGGACUGUAUGUUGUUAUUAAAUGAAAAUAUUCACUAUG